This is a messenger RNA of Daldinia loculata, 1161 nucleotides long. RefSeq names its product RTA1 like protein-domain-containing protein. Bases 1 to 1161 code for a protein of 386 amino acids. NCBI's taxonomy places the organism in Eukaryota, Fungi, Ascomycota, Sordariomycetes, Xylariales, Hypoxylaceae. Gene Ontology annotation, cellular component: membrane. The record is from RefSeq and is a predicted model, not a curated record. The transcript is spliced from 5 exons.
AUGGCUACGCCAACGCUCAUGACAUCUGAAGGGCCUACCCAGACUAUACAGGCAGCAAUCAGACAAGCAACAUCUAUCGUGACGGACGCCCUAGCGAAUACGGAUGUAUAUUUCUUAACUACGCAACAUGCCACGAUAGAUGGGUUUACCAACGCUCAAGCUACCGUACCGGCGAAGACAAUCGACAUCGUAAUACCGACAUGUAUCCAGACGAUAGAGGCAGACGCGAACGGAUACCUUCCCCCAGGGACAUGCAAUGCCCUUUGGAGCUACUACCCGAGCUUCUCGGCCGCAAUGGCCUUCACCAUUAUUUUUGGGCUCCUCACUCUCACCCACUUAUACCAAGCAAUAGCCCAUAGGAAGAAAUUCUGCUGGGUCAUUGUCAUGGCUAGUCUCUGGGAAACGAUGGCUUACCUAUUUCGUACUAUCAGCACUCGCUACCAGCAAAGUUCCGGCGUAUAUCUCGUGUUCCAGAUCUUCAUUUUGCUCUCGCCGCUGUGGGUAAACGCAUUCGACUAUAUGGUUCUUGGCCGAAUGAUAUACUAUUUCGUUCCUUCACGGCAGAUAUUCAAUAUACCGGCACAAGCAAUAGCUGCAGGCUUUGUCACAUUUGACUUUGUUGCGUUCGUCAUUCAACUCGUAGGUGGCUCAAUGGCUGGUCCGACGGCACCACCAGAGGAUCAGUUGAAGGCCAUCCAUAUUUAUAUGGGGGGUAUCGGCUUGCAGCAGUUCUUUAUAGUCAUAUUCGUUGCGUUUGCAGUUGGGUUCCAGCUGCAAAUGCGUAACGUGAAAACUCCCGAAGCGACAACAACCGGGAAUUUAAGCUGCCGUCCCUUAUUAUUCACGCUAUAUGCUACGUUAACCUGCAUCACGAUUCGCAUCAUAUUUAGACUGGUCGAGUUCUCGUCCGGCUCGACUGGCGUAUCGAACCCCUUGGUGACCAACGAAACCCACUUCUAUGUACUCGAGGCUGCUCCCAUGAUGUUAGCUAUUCUCGGCUUUAACAUCAUACAUCCGGGAAAGGUCCUCGUAGGACCUGAGUCUGAGAUGCCUGGGUUUUUUGCGACCUGCAUGGGCUUAUUUCGGAAGAGAAAAGAAAGAGGACAAUUCGGAAAGCUUGAAGGAUCUGACAACGAAGAGAUGGAAAAUCUGCGGCCAUAA